This is a messenger RNA of Pterocles gutturalis (yellow-throated sandgrouse), 1944 nucleotides long. RefSeq names its product centrosomal protein 68kDa (gene CEP68). The transcript has 6 exons. The coding region runs from base 1 to 1944 and encodes 647 amino acids. Lineage: Eukaryota; Metazoa; Chordata; Aves; Pterocliformes; Pteroclidae. The record is from RefSeq and is a predicted model, not a curated record.
AUGGCCGUGGAUGUGGGGAAGUCGCCUUUCGAAGCCUCACUGAGCGGGAAGGUCAAGGGCGGUGGUAGGUGGGACUGCGCAGAGGUGGAGACGGAUGACCUGGAGCGAGCAGACAGCCUGUGCCGGCUUGUAGGGGCAGAGGAAGCCAAGCCCUGCCUGCAAGGGACGGAGAGCGCGGCAGUGAGCAGACACCAUUGCUCGACCACUGGUGGUACCCAGGGAGGUCUGAGCUACCACCAAGAAGUGUCUCCAGCAUCCGCAUCCGGGUUUCCCAGAGCACGAACAAGCCUCUCGGAGACAGAGACAUUAAUUUAUAGAGCCGCCAAUGGCGAAGCAAAUGGCCUCUCCAAAGAGCCGUCCCGAAGCUUGCUGGCCAGCGCAGAUGUGCCUUCUCCUGCUGGCACGGCCGCCCGGGACCCGUGCCGUCGGUGGGGUGCAACGGAAGGCAGAGUGCUGCGGGCACGAGACCCCCUCAGUCCUCUGCUCAAUGACCACCCCAUUGUGGAGCGCAUCAGGGAUAUGGCGUCCUACCAAGCCGAUUACUGGGCGUGUGUCAUACCAGAUUCGUUACCCCCAUCUCCGGACCGUAGCUCGCCCCACUGGGACCCCAAUAAGGAGUACGAGGACUUGCUGGAUUAUGCUUAUCCUCUGAAGCCAAGAAACAAGCUGGGAAAGAUGCCGGAGCCUUUCCUCCACGACUCGGGAAUAGGUUUGGACAGCUUUUCCGUGUCCCCCGAGGGUACGUCAAGGUCCACCAGCAUCUAUGGCCGAGGUGGGCGGGCUCGGGGAAGCGGAGAAAAUGGACGUUGGGGGUUUGGGGUCUCUGCACAGAGGUUCUCUACCCUGGGGCCUGGAAAAAGAGGCUGCUCAGGAGCUGGCUCAUACUAUGAACCUUUACCUAUUGCAAAAACAUCCUUCACUCAGAGUGCUUCCCCUCGUCCUUUCAGAGGUUUUGCUAAGGAUGUAACGACGAAGUCAGCUGGGCAGGAUUCAUCUGGCCGCCCUGCUGUGGAUGGGAGGAGCUGGUGUACUGGAGGGAGCCCCUCUCCAAACUACAAAGGGCAGGCGAAAAGCACUGGUAGGUUUUUACCUACAACCGCAGUGCUGCCCCUGAGGAAGGAGUGGGAGGGCGAUGAAGAAUUUUUCUCCCUGCCUCCGAGACUGCGAGAGCUGGAAAGGCUGGCUCAGAUUUUGUCUGAUCUUUCCGUAACUAUAAGGACACCUGGGCUCGACCACCAAAACCUUCCACAUCACAGCAAUGGCAGGCAGCCCUGUUCGUCUGCGUUGUCUCCUUUUGGAGAAUCGGGUGGCAGGGACAAAAGAGGGAAUACUGAGGGGUAUGCUGGGCUGUGGCACCCCUGCAACUCUCAAAAGCCCAGCUGGGAAAACUCGGAAUCGUGUGGCCGGCUCCACAGGGAUCCUCUGCGAGGACUUCACCUACCAACCGGUCUCAGGGACACGUUGGAUGGGACGUACCUAAAUGAACCCCGGGACAGAGGGCAUCUGAAGAAGAGCCAGCAGAGCGAGUCCCUUGCCCAGUGUGUUAAGACGUUUUGCUGCCAGCUGGAGGAGCUAAUUUGUUGGCUGUACAAGGUCGCAGACAUCACCGACAGCUGGGUCCCAGCCUCGCCCGAUGCGCAGAGUGCGAAGGCAUCGCUGCGCCGCUGCUUGGAGUUCAGGAAAGACGUGGCUGACCACCGGAGCCUGACAGAGAGCGUGCUGGAGAGGGGAGAAGCUCUCCUCGACUGCAUGGCGUCAAAUUCGCCAGCUCUGAAAGACACGCUGAGUUUGAUUGCGAAACAGUCAGAAGAGCUGGAAAGCCAGGCGGAGCAUUUGUACGAGUCCGUUCUAGCUGCUGCGGGUCCCACGCGGGGCAAGGACAGGGUGGAGGACAGGGGGCUGCAGCAGACGGCUGCUCAGUGGGUGCUAGAAGCCAAGAAAUAG